GUCGGGACGGGAGAACGGAAUCAGGAGGGACAAACAGAGAAAGAAAUUAUAAACGGGCUAAUGGUUCGACGAUACCAAAUAAGACUGAUGAGAAGUGUAAACGCAAGGUGUGUGUCUAUCGGUUUGGUUUUAGCCCUGAGCAACUGCUCUGAGAGCGGAGGCGAGCCGGACGCCAUGCUGGACAUGCACCACCCAGGAACCGGGAUCGACUCGCACCAUCCGCAGUUUCACAACUCCUAUGCUGCACAGAUUCCACAACGCGGAACAUGCAAGAGGAAAGACGAGAUGGCGAACCAGGCAGAACACCAACAGCCCGCCCCCAAGAAACCGCGGCUGGUUUUCACAGACCUUCAGCGCCGUACUCUACAGGCUAUUUUUAAAGAGACCAAGAGGCCGUCGAAGGAGAUGCAGGUGACAAUCGCGAGGCAAUUGGGCCUGGAACCGACGACGGUCGGGAACUUCUUCAUGAACGCCCGACGCCGCUCCAUGGACAAGUGGAAGGACGAGGACCCGAAGACGGUCGCGGUCGAGGAGGAACAGUUGUCGCCCACGAUAGGGAUCGGCCAGCGCCAACCGAGCGACGUUUUGUGACACACGUCCGACCACGAGGAGUACCACGACGAAUCGCCCGACGAGGACCUGUCCUUCUCGUAAGGGCAGCGUACUACCUCGCGGACGUAUCCUUGCCGACACGCUUAGGCCUUUCAGACGACCUCUCGACGCGUCACGCGAAUUGUAAUUCUCACAAGUCACCUCUACGUUCAGAAUAUCGUUGACAAUUGGCUAUCCGAGAUAUCGCUUAUAUCGGCUAGCCAAACAAAAAAUUCUAGAAUCGUUUUAUUUAUUCGACACUUAAUUCACCAGACAUUUGAUAAACAAUUAACUUCGAGCAAAGCAUUAUUUGAAGAAUUUUAAAUCUUCAGACAUCUUUUGCAAUCACACGAGAGAUUAUAGACUAUGUAAAAUUAAAGAUAUUAAAUUAUUAUCGUUUUAAAUUAUUAUCGUGUUGAAUGCGCGUCAAUGAGGAUCGUCUUUGAAGAUCGAACUGUGUCGAGCAGGGGCGUCCUAGCCGCUGAAUGCGAACGAUCAUUACAACUCCCGCGAAGCGAUCCGGAUUAGAUCCGCCGAUCUUGCGUUUCUUUUUCUUUAGGCUAGUGCGUUCCUAAGUAUUCACGAUCGACAGAUCGCUCCACGUUGAAGCUCUUAAAUCGAUGUUCGAAGUCGAAAAACGAACGAGUCGAUUACAUACAAUGGUUUUCUACUUAAUUUGUCACACGAGAGUUACCCGUACGUAUAUUUAUUAUUCUCUCACGCGCAAUUUGUCUCUCACAGAGUAAACCGGCCGUUCCUCUUACGAUGUGCCGUAAUUUUAAGGUCGCAACUUGCGUUAACGAUAACGACUCGUCUCGCGUGUCUCGACUUCGAGCACCUCGCAAACUUUGUGCCAUAGUUUGCCAUAUUAGCAUAAGUUAAUCCUGUAACUCGGCGCUGCGCGCUCGAUUCUUAGCGUUCUAGUCCACUGUAAUAAGUUCCAAGAGGAGCCAUUCGCCUGCCCUUCAUCAAACUGAUCGGAGGCCGAGGCGGUGGUUCCUCUCCUCUAGUCAAAAUUCAGAAGCUCGAAUUCUGAAUCCGCCCUCCGCGCCGAAAAAUGCGAAGGGAAUUGCUUCGAAAUCGCUCGCGUUCUUUCUUUUUUUCUUCUUCCUUUCGCGCAGAUAAGUUAUGUUUUAUUCACCGCGCCGAAACGGGGGCGUUUAUUGAAGCGACCUCGAGAUUCUGGGGGCUCGUUGGCUCUUAAUUGUUACCUUAUUUUUUUUUGUUCAUCUUAAGAGUAGAACGGUCGCUGCUUUAAGAAUAGCAGAUAUCGCGAGAGCAAAUGUCGAGUAACCGCACGGAAUUCCAAGCGCUCUGACAAUCGCGGGCGAGUAAAUACUUAGAAGAGUCCGUUUUCCACUUUUUCUUAAUCCUCGAGACAAGCCCUCCCCCUAGCCGCGCACAGCGGCGGUGCCGGAAGUUCGAGGAAUCUCCGAUGCUCGAUCGAGAUACGUCACGAGUUAAAGCAGCGAUUGACGGAAUCCUAUACUGCGUGCGCGUUUGAGAUUAAAGUACAUUUUAUUUCGUUCACUGGUUCGUGAGGAACUGGCGGUUUUCGAAGCAGCGAUUGACGGAAUCCUAUACUGCGUGCGUUAACGAUUUCGUUUGAGAUUAAAGUACAUUUUAUUUCGUUCAUUGAUUCGUGAAGAACUGGCGGUUUCCGAUACUACGGGGUGUGCUUAAAAUCGCGCGAUUUCUCUCGCGGAUUUUUUUUGCGCACUCGAUUUUGCCUUUUCCUCGGUAUAGUUUGAAUUCUCCGACAGUUGUUGAAAUUGUAAAAUCCCAUUUUUGUAAAGUAGAACAGCGCGCAGCGCGAUCGAGGGGAAGAACGCGAUUUUUUAACGCACCCCGUACGUAUUAUUAAAUCGAACCCCCUUGAGGAAUUAACCGGUUAGCGGUGAGAUCCGAUGAUGAUCGCGCAAUCAGCGGCGCGCUAAAUGCGCGACCGGGCUCGUCGUGUCCCUCGUUGGUCAGACGAAACGUGAACCAAUUUUCAAAGUGGCUUCGUGUGAGGGUACACGUGCCAAGUGAUAUAUAUAUGUAUGUAUAAACAUGUAUAUCAGAGAGUGGACACUCUUUUGUGCGAACCGAUGGCGGGAGGGAGGUUUAGUGGGGAAAGGGAGAAACGGGGAGAAAGAGAGAGAGAGCAAUUUUUAAAAUGGGUGGCUGCACCGCUGUGUACGAGAGACAGAGACAGAGAGAAUGAGUGAGAGCCUGUGAGAAAGAAAGAAAAACAGAGUGAGAGAGUGAGAACGAAAGAGAGCGAGAGAGAGAGACUUUAGCGAGCCGCACUCGAUAUCGUACUGCAAUUGUGCUGUGCUAUUGUACAUACUUAAAAAAAAA
Molecule: messenger RNA, 2934 nt
Organism: Temnothorax curvispinosus
Lineage: Eukaryota; Metazoa; Arthropoda; Insecta; Hymenoptera; Formicidae
Product: hepatocyte nuclear factor 6
Exons: 4
Coding region: 61-591 (176 amino acids)
Biological process (GO): regulation of transcription by RNA polymerase II
Cellular component (GO): nucleus
Molecular function (GO): DNA-binding transcription factor activity, RNA polymerase II-specific; RNA polymerase II cis-regulatory region sequence-specific DNA binding
Source: RefSeq, a predicted model, not a curated record